Messenger RNA from Chironomus riparius, 1668 nucleotides. The record is from the annotation of a GenBank genome assembly. NCBI's taxonomy places the organism in Eukaryota, Metazoa, Arthropoda, Insecta, Diptera, Chironomidae.
AUGACAGUUUUCUUCUCACUUUUAUUGCCUGCUAUAGUUUUAUGGUAUAUCUACUGGAAAUUGUCACGUAGACAUAUGUAUAACUUGGCUGAUAAGCUUCCUGGACCAAAUGGAUUACCGUUUAUCGGAAAUGCUUUAGAUUUGACUGGAACUUCUCAUACUGUAUUUAAGACAAUCGUCGAGAAGGGAAAAGACUUUAAUAGAGUAAUUAAGCUUUGGGUUGGACCUAAAUUGAUUGUUUUCCUUGUUGAUCCACGUGACAUUGAGUUGGUAUUGAGCAGCCAAGUAUAUCUUGAAAAAUCACCAGAAUAUCGCUUCUUCAGGCCCUGGUUGGGCAAUGGACUUCUCAUUAGUUCUGGUCAAAAAUGGAGAGCUCACAGGAAAUUGAUUGCACCAACAUUCCAUCUCAACGUUUUAAAGAGCUUCAUCGAACUAUUCAAUGAUAACUCUCGACUUGUAUGCAAGAAAAUGAAAGCAUUGAAUGGAAAAACUUUUGAUUGUCAUGAUUACAUGAGUGAAUGUACUGUGGAGACACUUUUGGAAACUGCAAUGGGAGUCUCACGAAAGACGCAAGAUCAAUCUGGUUUUGACUAUGCAAUGGCUGUCAUGAAGAUGUGUGACAUAUUGCAUCUUCGUCAUACAAAGAUUUGGCUUUAUCCUGAUAUUCUCUUCAAUCUAACCAAAUAUGCCACAGCUCAAGUUAAGCUCCUUGAUGUCAUACACAGUCUCACAAAAAAAGUGAUCAGAAAUAAGAAGGAAGCUUUUGCAAAGGGAACUCGAGGAACAUUGGCAACACCUGAAUUUAUUAAACCAGAAGAAAAGGAACAAAAGAAGGAAGAAGUCAAGAAAACAUCAACAACAACUGCUCCAACCCUUGAAGGUAUGAAUUUUGGGCAAGCUGCUGGAUUGAAGGAUGAUCUUGAUUUUGAUGACGGCAUGGAUGUUGGAGAGAAGAAGCGAUUAGCUUUUCUCGAUUUAUUACUUGAAAGUGCUGAAAAUGGUGCUGUUAUAUCUGAUCAGGAAAUUAAGGAACAAGUUGACACUAUUAUGUUUGAAGGUCAUGACACCACUGCUGCUGCAUCAAGCUUCUUUUUGUCAAUGAUGGGAAUUCAUCAAGAUAUUCAGACCAAAGUUGUUGAGGAACUUGACCAAAUUUUCGGUGGUUCUGAUCGUCCAUGCACAUUCCAAGAUACCCUGGAAAUGAAAUACCUUGAACGUUGUAUGAUGGAAACCCUCCGUAUGUAUCCACCAGUUCCAAUCAUUGCUAGACACAUGAAACAUGAUUUGAAACUUGCAUCUGGUGAUUAUUCAAUUCCAAAAGGUGCCACUGUUGUUGUUGCUACAUAUAAAUUACAUCGUCUUGAAUCAAUCUAUCCAAAUCCAGACAAAUUUAAUCCUGACAACUUCUUGCCAGAAAAAACAGCAAAUCGUCAUUAUUAUGCAUUUGUACCCUUCUCAGCUGGUCCACGUUCAUGUGUCGGUCGUAAAUAUGCAAUGUUGAAGCUUAAAGUCAUUCUAUCGACAAUUUUACGUAACUUCCGUGUUAUUUCUGACUUGGGCGAGGAAGAUUUUCGUCUUCAAGCUGAUAUUAUUUUGAAACGUGAAGAAGGCUUUCAGAUUCGCCUUGAACCACGUAAGCCACGCGCUAAACAAGCACCUGCAUCGUAA